GGCCGCAUAUAGCGGAAACGUUUCGACUGUUAAGGCUUAGCCAUGGAUUAUAGGCUGGUCUUCUGUUCCCUUUUAUUUGUCAUCGUCUCAGUGUCUGCCAAGGCAACACGUCGAGGAAGUAUAUUCAAAAGAAGUCCGAACCCAUGUCCUCCUGGUUGUCCGGGAUCAUGCGCCCCAUCAUGCACUGCGGUAUGUUGUGCACCUCCACCCCCACCCCCACUUCCACCUCUUCCACCACCACCUCCUCCCCCACCACCACCACCACCCGGUCCCCCUGGCCCUGAUGGUCCAAUGGGAAUGGCUGGACCACCUGGCCCCGAUGGCCCUAAAGGACCCCCAGGACCUCCCGGACUUCCAGGACCACCUGGUCUCCCAGGUCUUCCAGGUGCCCCAUCUGGUCCUCCAGGACGUGACGGCCCCAUGGGACCUCCAGGGCCUUCUGGACAUCAAGGACCACCCGGUGAUCUUGGCCCCAUGGGACCCCCAGGAGCCCCAGGACUACCGGGACCCCCAGCUCCUCCUGGUGGUAUGCCUCCUUGCCCACCUGUCUGCGUCCAUACUUGUAUCAAGGCUUGUGCUCCGCAAUGUUGCCACGGCCGAAAGAAGAGAUCUCACCUCCUGGAAUGGCCAGGAGUUGAAAGACGCGAACCAUUAUUCGCCGACGACUUUGCAUCUGCAAAGAUGGGUUUACUUAUGGUGCUGGGCUCCGUCCUCUUUAUCUCUUCCGUCACAUCGGCGUCAACACUCGAUCGCCUACGGCACUACAAAAGAAGUCCUAAUCCGUGUCCACCAGGAUGUCCCUCUUCAUGUGCUCCUGCUUGUCAAGUAACGUGUUGCUCGCCUGCUCCACCACCACCGCCACCACCGCCACCGCCUCCACCACCUCCACCACCUCCACCACCACCAGGCCCGCCAGGAAUGGACGGGCCCAUGGGAAUGCAGGGACCCCCAGGACCUGAUGGACCAAAGGGACCACCAGGACCCGUCGGUCUACCUGGUCCAGUUGGACUGCCAGGGCUUCCAGGAGCUCCAGCAGGUCCACCCGGACGUGACGGACCCAUGGGACCUCCAGGAGCACCCGGAAACCAAGGUCCUCCCGGAGAUGGUGGACCACCCGGACCUCCUGGACUUCCUGGUGCUGCAGGACAACCGGCUCCUCCCCCCAUGCCAAGCCCUUGCCCAGCUGUGUGCACCCACACAUGCAUUCGAUCCUGUCCGCCACCAUGUUGCCGUCGCUAAGUACCUGUAGACAAGUUGCGUUUGAGCGAUGCUGUUGGUGUUAUUAGUUUUUAGCAGUUUGAGAAUGGAGUGUUCUUUUUUUUUCUCUAAUAAAAUGAUUUGUCAAAACAAA
Molecule: messenger RNA, 1351 nt
Organism: Stylophora pistillata
Lineage: Eukaryota; Metazoa; Cnidaria; Anthozoa; Scleractinia; Pocilloporidae
Source: RefSeq, a predicted model, not a curated record